UACAUCUUUCGUACUAGUUGAGACCAUGGGAGCGGCAUUGGCGAGAGCAGCUCAGUGGACUGCUGCUGGUUCUGGAACUGGCACACUCGAAAUCACCCCUUUGAACGAAUCUCUUUUAAAUCAAAUUAUUAAGUUUGCGGAGGACUUCAGCACUAGACAUCCUCGGGAAGCAGCAUUUGUCUUCAGAGAGCCCCUUGAGUGGAAAACGCAAUUGGGCUCUUCAGUAUUUGGAGAGGGUUAUGAGAUCAACGAAGCAACUGUUCAGUCUGAAGCCAAAGGUGAAGAUGGCCAACCAUUGCUUCUCCUCACAGCAUCAACUCUCAGAGUUCGCAGUUUUGACCAGCUGUCCUGUUUGCUACAAAUUGCUGUGGAAAGAAAGUUAAAGGAAGCACAAGCAUGCCUUGAAGCUAACAGAGAUCCUAUAGUGAAAAUUCUUGGCCCUGAAUAUGGGACUGUUGAAGGAGAAGAUAUGUCCAUGUUGCAUUUAUUUGACAAAGUGAAAAAAGAUGAUGACCCUGAAACAGAGAUGAAAAUGAGAAUCUUUCUUCUUCUUCAUCAGCUGGAUUUGCAACUGCUUAAUAGUUCUUUGAAACACAUUUCACAAGACGUAAGACUAAAUCCAGCUGCUAUAAAUAAUGAAGUGAAUCUUCUCAAGAAUUUCUCUGGGGAAGGAGAAGAUACAGUACUGGAAUCACUGAAAUAUACAUCAGAUUACACAUUCUCUAAUGGAUGCCGAGCUCCUCCCUGGAGACAAGUGCAUGGAGAAAUUUGUUACUUAGUCAUCAAACCACAUGACACUGAUCCUUUGUAUAUCACUUGCAGCACAGCAGGAGUGUUUUUAAAUGGAGGUGAGAUAAAUGGUAAAGAUGGCAUUGACUAUGAAAGAAAAAGUGAUGUAUAUAAAGAUAUUGUCACAUUUUUAAGGGAGAGAUCACCUAGAUUUGUAGAAAAUAUGGCUAAACAGAGUGAUUUGGCUUCAUUUGAUGGUCAUGAACGUAAGACAUCAGGCAGGUUUGAAGAUGUUAGUGAAAGUUCCUCAGAGACUGAGGAGGAUGAAGAACAGCCUGUACGUCAUCAGGAAGGAAACACUGAUUUGCCCUCAGAAUACUGGGGAAUUCAGAAACUUGCAAAAUAUUUAAAGGGAGGUAAUCCAACAGCUACUGUAAUCGCAUUGUGUUCAAUGAGAGAUUUCAAUCUGGCUCAAGAAACUUGUCAGCUGGCCAUCAGAGACAUUGGAUGUCUUGAAGUGUUAAUUAAUUUACUUGACACAGAAGAAAUUAAAUGUCAGAUUGGUUCAUUAAAAAUCCUGAAGGAAAUCAGUCAAAAUACACUGAUCAGACAUGCAAUUGCAGAUCUUGGGGGCUUACAGAUCAUGGUGAAAAUACUGGACUCUCCAGAUAAAGAUCUAAAAUGUUUGGCAGCUGAAACAAUUGCUAAUGUUGCUCGAUUUAAACGAGCACGAAGGACAGUAAGGCAGCAUGGAGGAAUCAAGAGAUUGGUUGGGCUGUUGGAAUGUAUUUCAGUGGGAUCAACCAGUCUAACACCGUAUCAAGCAAAAGACACUGAAAUAGCACGCUGUGGGGCUUUGGCACUCUGGAGCUGCAGCAAAAGCAGCAAAAAUAAAGAAGCAAUCCGUAAAGCUGGUGGCAUUCCAUUAUUAGGUAGAUGGCUCAGAUGUUCACAUGCAAACAUCUUAACCCCAGUAGUGGGGACACUACAAGAAUGUGCUUCAGAGCCAAGUUACAGACUUGCAAUAAGGACAGAAGGAAUGAUUGAGAACCUCGUGAAAAAUCUAAGCAGUGAACAUGAGGAGCUUCAGAUGCAUUGUGCAAGUGCCAUAUUUAAGUGUGCAGAAGAUAAAGAAACACGUGACCUGGUUAGACAGCAUGGAGGUCUACAACCACUAUCUGUUCUGCUUGGUAACGCUGAAAACAAACAACUUUUAGCAGCUGUGACAGGAGCAAUCUGGAAAUGUGCAAUCAGUGGAGAGAAUGUGUCAAAAUUUCGGGAAUAUAAAGUGAUAGAAGCUUUGGUAGGACUGCUUACUGACCAGCCUGAAGAAGUUCUUGUAAAUAUUGUCGGAGCACUGGGAGAAUGUUGCCAAGAGCCAAUAAAUCGAACUAUUAUCCGUAAAUGUGAUGGAAUACCACCUCUAGUGAAGUUACUUACUGGAACUGAUCAGGCACUACUUGUGAAUGUCACCAAAGCAGUGGGAGCUUGUGCAACAGAACCUGAAAAUAUGAUGAUAAUUGACCGUCUAGAUGGAGUUCGUUUGUUAUGGUCAUUGUUGAAAAAUCCUAAUCCAGAUGUUCAAGCAAGUGCAGCUUGGGCUAUUUGUCCGUGCAUUGAAAAUGCUAAGGAUGCUGGGGAAAUGGUUCGAUCCUUUGUUGGUGGCUUGGAACUGAUAGUCAAUUUGCUAAAAUCAAAGAAUAAAGAAGUUUUAGCAAGUGUAUGUGCAGCCAUUACAAAUAUAGCUAAAGAUGAAGAAAAUUUAGCUGUUAUAACAGAUCAUGGAGUCGUCCCUCUGUUGUCCAAACUAGCAAACACAAACAAUGACAAAUUAAGACGUCACUUAGCAGAGGCCAUUUCCCACUGUUGCAUGUGGGGGAGCAAUAGAGUUGCCUUUGGAGAGACCAAGGCUGUAGCUCCUUUAGUACGUUACUUGAAGUCAAAUGAUCCAUCAGUUCAUAGAGCUACAGCUCAGGCUUUAUAUCAACUUUCAGAGGAUCCCAACAACUGUAUCACCAUGCAUGAAAAUGGAGUGGUGAAGCUCCUACUGGCUAUGGUAGGCUCGACAGAUGAAACUCUGCAGGAGGCAGCAGCUGGUUGCAUAGCAAACAUUCGCAGAUUGGCUCUAGCAACAGAAAAAGCAAAGUAUGGCUGA
Molecule: messenger RNA, 2884 nt
Organism: Fulmarus glacialis (Northern fulmar)
Lineage: Eukaryota; Metazoa; Chordata; Aves; Procellariiformes; Procellariidae
Product: armadillo repeat-containing protein 4-like
Exons: 18
Coding region: 26-2884 (952 amino acids)
Molecular function (GO): protein binding
Source: RefSeq, a predicted model, not a curated record